UGAUUGCAUUAUCGGAUCAGACCUAACGCACAGUCCAACAGUAUAGGGUUAAGUACACAGAGUUUAUGCUAUUUCCAGUCAACCAGUGUCGGUAGCUAACUAGUUAAGAUAAGACCAGCAGCAGCUUUGUUACCAACGGAUAACGUUAAGGAAGGAAAACAGAAGAUAUCUGAAAUGUCUUCAGACGAAGACAGGGCCAAGGAGAUUUUGAAGGGCUUCAAACUAAACUGGAUGAACCUUCGAGAUGCAGAGACGGGCAAAGUGCUGUGGCAGGGAACUGAGGAUCUCUCUGUACCAGGAGUAGAACAUGAAGCUCGCGUCCCGAAGAAGAUUCUGAAGUGUAAAGCAGUGUCUAGAGAACUGAACUUCUCCUCCUCAGAAAAACUGGAGAAGUUCAGGCUGGAGCAGAAAGUUUUCUUCAAAGGACAGUGUCUAGAAGAAUGGUUCUUUGAGUUUGGUUUUGUUAUCCCCAACUCCACCAACACAUGGCAGUCUCUGAUAGAAGCAGCUCCAGAAUCCCAGAUGAUGCCAGCCAAUGUUUUAACUGGUAACGUUAUCAUAGAGACCAAGUUCUACGAUGAUGACCUCCAUGUCAGUACCUCCAGAGUACGACUUUUCUACGUCUGACCUCUGACCUUUUGAUCUACCCUCCAAUAUGCUGACGUCCUGCCAAGGUCUAUAAAUUACCAAGGUUAGCUACAAUUUGCGGCAGUAAAAUACUCAUUGCUGACUUGGGAUCAGCACAUCUGGGUGAACCCCAGCUGUGGUCCCACAAUCGGUGAAGUGAGCUUUGUGUUUGGUUGUUCUCUUGUUUUGUAUUGACCUGAAAACCUCUUCUAGACUUUGGGAGGAGAGGGAAGAAGAGGAGAGAGCACUCUGUUGUGUCUUCUGUUCUAAGAUCAACUCUGUCUGCGUUUUCCCCUUCAGACUGUUCCACUGUAAAUACAUUAUCACUGAUCUCAAGUCAGACAGGGAACCACAAUAAUGACAUGAUUCAUGCUUUUUUUAAAUUCUGCCCUCUCUCAUGCCAAGGUUGCAUUUACUCAGGAACAGAACACCAGACUUUGAACAUGCUUGAUCUGAUCUUCUUUCUGUCUGAACAUGAAAACACUGCUUUCCAUAUGUUGUCUGUUUAAAACUAGCUGCAUGUCAGUGUCAAGGGAAGAUGCAGCUCAUUGUCUCUCCUGAGCUAUCUUCAGAAGGUCUUCAUCAUAAAACACUAGAUAAAAUUUCCUUUAGCUGUGUCGCAUUCCAGAGGCCAUCUCCUGUGAUAUUUGAUGUCAGAUUUUAUCAUCAUGGGUAAAUAAGGCUGUCCCUUUCCAAAGGCCCUGUGAAAUGCAGCCUCCUUCUGUAAUACAUUUGAAGAACACAACAGGGGUGUUGUUUGUGGUCCUUACUAUCCCCAAAUCAUUUGCACUGGUUAGUUUUUGUCUAUUUGUAAAGUCAGAAAACUGUUCUAUUGUCAGAGAAAUGGAAGUUAUAUGAAUAUAUUUGAACAUAUUUACUUUGUUAGCCAAUAACUCAACACUGAAAUUUCCACUUUUGAGUUGAGGAGGACUGCCUGAACGCAGGCACUAUUAAUGGUGGUCUCUAUGAGGCAAAGUAUUGGAACUGCUGAUGUAGCUUUAGUCCUCUGAUGGACACACCUUUGCAGGCAGCCUCUGAAGUGGGACACGGGAAAGAGACAAGGUUUAGUCAGUAGAAACUGAUAAUUAUGAACUACUGUAGACCAUUAGUUGUCAGUGUAGUGUGAUGAAAGACAAAGCGCCUGUUUUUAUUCCAGUCCAACACAAGAGACGCUGAUUUAACUGGAUCGCCUCUGUAUAUUGUCUGUAUUGUUUUGGAAUGAAAACCUGCACGCACACUUUCAGCAGCAAACAGGAGGGUGUUUUGUUACAUUCAUUAAUAUGAUUGUACUUGAGGUAUACUUAGAUUCAAAAUGUUCAACUUUCAACUAAAUCAUCAAAGCUGCUUAAGUUCUUAAAUGCAGCUCUGCUCCGGACAUUUUAGCUAGACUUUAACUUUGACUUCCCAUCCAAUCCACUGUGUUUAUGUCAUUGAUUGUUUUUUCUUAGAUGUUAACCGAGCUGUGUAAAAUAGACUUGUGUUUUAAUAUGACAGGAGUUGUGGAUUAAAGUCAUCCAAUA
This is a messenger RNA of Chelmon rostratus (copperband butterflyfish), 2147 nucleotides long. RefSeq names its product phosphodiesterase 6D, cGMP-specific, rod, delta (gene pde6d). NCBI's taxonomy places the organism in Eukaryota, Metazoa, Chordata, Actinopteri, Chaetodontiformes, Chaetodontidae. Gene Ontology annotation, cellular component: cytoplasm. The transcript has 5 exons. The record is from RefSeq and is a predicted model, not a curated record. Bases 175 to 627 code for a protein of 150 amino acids. Gene Ontology annotation, biological process: sensory perception of light stimulus.